AUCUAAACUCCCAGUAAAGAAGGUAGUUUUAUUCAUAUAAAUUUACAUCUAUGUCUCCUGCAAUGGCGUUUAGUACUAGUGAUGAGAUGAGGAAGACAAAUGAUGAUGAUCAUCAUGUGACGGAAAGCCAGUACCAGAAAGGAGUGAAGCAUCUCCAUGAAAUUGGCAUAAGCAGAGUUCCUAGAAGAUACAUAUUGCCAGAUUCUGACCGACCUAAUGCAGUUUAUAAAAGAGUUAAUCACCUAAAUGAUGCGACGCCUAAUCUUAAACUGCCCAUUAUUGAAUUUUCCGAAUUGCUGGGUCCAAAUCGCGUCCAAGUCCUCAAGUCCAUCGCUAAAGCUUGUGAAGAAUACGGGUUUUUCCAGAUUGUAAAUCACGGUAUUCCUCUGGAGGUUAUCAGCAAUAUGAUUGAUGUAAGUUCAAGAUUCUUCGCACUCCCAUUUGAAGAAAGAGCCAAAUAUAUGUCGUCGGAUAUGAAAGCACCGGUACGGUAUGGAACUAGCUUUAACCAGAACAAGGAUAGCGUAUUCUGUUGGAGAGAUUUCUUGAAGCUAAUGUGUCAUCCCACGGAAGAUGUUCUUCCUCUUUGGCCUUCUUCUCCCGCUGACUGGAGGUAAUUAAGACCUCAGCUUCACCAUCAAAAUGCAAUCCGUUGA
Molecule: messenger RNA, 656 nt
Organism: Pistacia vera
Lineage: Eukaryota; Viridiplantae; Streptophyta; Magnoliopsida; Sapindales; Anacardiaceae
Product: protein DMR6-LIKE OXYGENASE 1-like
Exons: 3
Coding region: 51-617 (188 amino acids)
Source: RefSeq, a predicted model, not a curated record